CGCGCAUCCGUGUGGUGUAGUUGUCCGCCACGGCCCCCCUCGCGUUGCCCUGGCUGGGAGGUAAAGAGGCCGGGAGGGAAUGCUGUAGCAGGCAGGCCGCUGUGAUACCGCCCCACGGGAAUGUGAAUCCCCCCCCCCUAAAGUCGCCGCGUCUGCUUGCCUCAAAAUACGAUUUUACCCGGUUUCUCAUGGAAGCAGAUGGAUUUGUGAGGAGGCGUCGGAUGACAGCGGAGACCGCAGGCAGUGAUCCCGGGGUUGCUGGUGCAUCUGCCGGGGCAGAAGUUCGAUGGCUGGGGGGAAGAUUCUGGGGAGUUUCGGAAAGUAUCGUGGGAAGCCUGACACCCCGCAUCGGAGGGGAAACGGAGCUACAAACUGUCGAUUUCACCCGCAGUGCACAGGAUGCACAAACGGAGGACACUGAGCCGGACUAUGAGGGUUUGCCACAGGGAGCCUCCACCAGCACCCACAUGUUGGCUGGAGCCGUGGCCGGGAUCAUGGAGCAUUGCCUCAUGUUCCCCAUCGACUGUGUCAAGACACGCAUGCAGAGCCUCCAGCCCGACCCCGCCGCCCGCUACAGGAACGUGAUGGAUGCUCUUCGCCGAAUCGUUGCCACGGAGGGAGUCUGGCGACCGAUGAGGGGGCUGAAUGCGACCGCAGUCGGGGCAGGGCCUGCCCAUGCACUCUAUUUUGCCAGCUAUGAGAAACUGAAAAAGACUCUAAGUGAUGUCAUUCACCCAGGGGCUAACAGUCAUUUGGCUAAUGGAACAGCUGGAUGUGCGGCCACACUGCUUCACGACGCGAUCAUGAACCCAACCGAAGUCGUGAAGCAGCGCAUGCAGAUGUACAAUUCGCCGUACCGCGGCGUGUUGGACUGUGUACGCGCCGUGUGGCACAAAGAGGGCGCGGCUGCCUUCUACCGCAGCUACACCACCCAGCUCACCAUGAACGUGCCCUUCCAGGCGCUCCACUUCAUGACCUACGAGUACCUCCAGGAGCUGCUGAACCCCCACAGACAGUACAACCCCUCGUCCCACAUGUUGUCCGGCGCCUUGGCCGGGGCCAUCGCGGCCGCGACCACCACACCUCUGGACGUGUGCAAGACCCUGCUCAACACCCAGGAGUCCCUCGCCCUCCGCUCCCUGUCUUCUGGCCAAGGCCAAGGAGCCCACAGACACAUCUCGGGCCUGGCCCACGCCUUCAGGACGGUUUACAGGCUGGGCGGCCUGAAGGGCUUCUUCAAGGGGGUCCAGGCGAGGAUCAUCUACCAGAUGCCCUCCACGGCCAUCAGCUGGUCCGUCUACGAGUUCUUCAAAUACGGACUCACCAAGCACCAGCACGACAAGAGGAGAACGCCGCACGUGGAGGCUGACAUCUAGAUGUGGCCUCGGUUCAGUCACCUCUGAUAUCGUUCAGUCCCUGAUGUGAGGAGAAGGUGAAGUCAAUAACGCACAUAGAAUCUGACUAAAAGAAUCCUCAGUUGUUCCAUGCUUUUUUUCAGACAUAGGAGAUAAGAAAGGCCUCUUCAAAGAUUGUUUGAGUGGUUUAAUUUCUGCCAAGACAAUUCAAGACGAGGUGUCAUUUGAGUCAGAAACAGUAUUAUAGAAGUAGUCCAUCUUACAAGCUGUUCUGGGGACCACAACGUUUGUCCAAAUGUCAAGAACGUGCAAGUUGGAAAGGUCGUCAGCAGAGGGCGGUAGUGUUGCUUUGUUAACUCUUGUAGACCCAUAAACUUUGCUGUCCUAGAACCAGUUUUCUCCCCCAGCCAAGCCAUGAUUUUGCAAAUAAAAUGUACACUGUCUCCGGAUCAGGACCCCGGUCUUCUCUCAAAAAAAACUUUUUUUAAUAUCUUCCACGCUAUUCUCCCAGUAGUCCAAGGCAAGUUCACUGUGGGCUCCACACAGUUGUUCUGUCUUUUAUGAAAUUUAUCUUUAGAUCCGAUCCAAUUUUCAAGGGUUAAGCCAUUUGGAAUAAAAAGCUGAUUGACGCAGGCUGACAACAUAUUGUUGUUGCACACAUUCAUUCCCCGUCUUGGGUCACGUUCAGAUGCUUCUGUUGAGGUGAAAUGAAACCCAUCCAACCAUGUAAUGGAGAAGACCAACUGUUAUAUCUUGAUCAGUUGAACUGUGUUAUUUAAAAUGCAGUCCAGUAGUAUUUGAGUUAAAUGAUUUACAAAAAAACAUUAUUGACCAGAUUUGGCGUUUCUUUUUUAUUUUGCUAUUAAGUCUUUCAAAUGUCCAAGCUUAUUCCCUAUAAAAUUAUUGGGCAGAAAUUACAAAUAUUAAUUUUCUCUAAUUUAUUAAAUUAAUCAUUUUGAUUCUUUAACCCCCCCCCCCCCCCCCUCACUCCACCUACUCUCCCGUAUGGGUUAAAUCCCCCCUCGGAUCAUCCAAAUAAACACCAUUAAUGCCUUGUGUACAUGUUUGGCAGAGCAAACCGAGGCACCAUUAAAACGGCCAUUUCUGUGCAUUGACUGCAUUAACAUCAGCCCGUUGUCUGCUUUUCAACUACUGACUUUGAAUAUCUGUUCUUGACAGCAAAGGUUGUGUUUAUUCUACUGUGCCCAACAGUAAUUCACUAUACCAAAAGAUAUGUAUCUUUACCCCCAUUGAGUCCAAAUAAAUGGAAGCUGUCAUUCUUGUUGAUUGAUGCCUGUUUCUGACACUGAUUUGCACUCGAUGAAUAAAGACUGAGCGGUGGAUCUCUACUCACUGGUCUUAAAUGAU
Messenger RNA from Gasterosteus aculeatus aculeatus (three-spined stickleback), 2723 nucleotides. It is a transcript of the gene slc25a28, whose product is annotated as solute carrier family 25 member 28. The record is from RefSeq and is a predicted model, not a curated record. Gene Ontology annotation, cellular component: mitochondrial membrane. Gene Ontology annotation, biological process: iron import into the mitochondrion. Gene Ontology annotation, molecular function: ferrous iron transmembrane transporter activity. NCBI's taxonomy places the organism in Eukaryota, Metazoa, Chordata, Actinopteri, Perciformes, Gasterosteidae.